Gekko japonicus is the source of this 263-nucleotide messenger RNA. RefSeq names its product tubulin alpha-4 chain-like. The record is from RefSeq and is a predicted model, not a curated record. The transcript has a single exon. Lineage: Eukaryota; Metazoa; Chordata; Lepidosauria; Squamata; Gekkonidae. Gene Ontology annotation, cellular component: cytoplasm; microtubule. Gene Ontology annotation, biological process: mitotic cell cycle; microtubule cytoskeleton organization. Gene Ontology annotation, molecular function: GTP binding; structural constituent of cytoskeleton. The annotation marks the transcript as partial.
UUCCAGACCAACCUGGUGCCCUACCCUCGCAUCCACUUCCCGUUGGUGACCUACGCGCCCAUCAUCUCUGCCGAGAGGGCCUACCACGAGCAGCUCUCUGUGGCGGAAAUCACCAGCUCCUGCUUCGAGCCCAACAACCAGAUGGUGAAAUGUGACCCCCGCCAUGGGAAGUACAUGGCCUGCUGCAUGCUGUACCGUGGGGAUGUCGUGCCCAAAGACGUCAAUGUGGCCAUCGCUUCUAUCAAGAGCAAGAGGACCAUCCA